CGUAGGUUGCUGUGGAAAUUUUUAGUUGCAUUUUAAGUUUUUUGAACCCUCUUUAAUAAUUCAGCAUCGGAUCGUUUCAGUAGGUUUUAUUAUGUAAAAAAGUCGCCCUACCUCUCAUCUUAUCUUCGCAGGCACAGUUUAAAAAUUUCGCGGCAGUUGAAUGAUUAUUUUCUGUAAAGAAAACCCAAGUGAAUAAAACAGAUUUACGGCAAACUGAUUCUGUUUAUAACAGGAAACGUAUAAGGAAUGUUAAGGAAACUAUUCACAGUUUUGUUGUUUACUUUAUGUACAAGACAGCGUUAUGUCCAUGGAUUUGUGGAGCUGGUCAGUGGAAUAUUGUAUGAAGUGGUCACUGAUUCUAAAAACUUUGAUGACGCUGAAGAUCACUGCAGAGGUUUAGAUGGACUAUUGUUUUACUCGAUUUCAACUUCAUCAAUACAAAAUGCACUGAGUGAUGCUAUAACAAGCAACCUAACCUUGAGUGCUCACUCUUCCUUUUGGAUUGGGUUAGAUGAUACAAUGCAUGAAGGAAGAUUUAUAUGGAACAAAGGGGAGGCUUUGCCCGUAUUUAAUUAUAACAACUUUCACCCUUCAGUUGAAGCACAAGCGCACGAAAAUGAAGAUUGUGUAAAAAUUGACAGGGCUGAUUCGUGGCAGUGGAAAGUCACAAACUGUGCAGAGACGAGGCCAUUUAUUUGUCAAAAAGCUACCUGCCUACAUCGACCCAAUAUUGGUCCAACAGCCACAAGAAAUGAUAUUCCGGCACUUGCCUGCCCUGUUACUGUUAGUUGCCAUGGUUUACAAAACUGCAUUAACGAAGUGUGCCAGUGCAAUGGUAUUUUCAAGGAGGGUUCCAAAGACUGUGACAAAUCUUCAGGCAUAACAGCAACACAUGAGGAAAUGUUUGAGGGUAAGACUUAUCUUUUCUUUAAAGAACGUGUAAGGCAUACAGAGGCUUCAAAUUUUUGCAAAGACACAUAUGGCCACUUAGCUAUGCCAAAAACAAAGGCUAGAAACGAUUUUAUCUACACAAAAGCACGAAUGCACCUCUUGGCUUUUGGCUCUACAGUAUGGAUUGGAUUACUUCGAACCAACCCACAAAGCGUUUAUGAGAAAGCAGAAUGGGCAUUUUCAGAUUAUGAAUCUGUUAACUUGCCACCAGAUUUUGGAGACAUGACUGUAGGCGGAGAACUUCCAUUGUAUACGUAUAACUUUACCACUCUAACGGAGCGUUGGCAUUUUUUCUAUUUUAACACUGAGCCUUGGUACAACCGCCAGGAAGCCAUAGAUCAUUGUACUCUCACAGGUUCACACUUACCCUAUUUACUGGAUAAAAGUGAGCAUGAUAGACUUAUUGCGUUGUUAAAGGUAUAUGCACCAAUAUGGUUAGCGGCAAAAGAAGAGAAUGAUUAUCCUGGAUACUACGACCCCAGUGGAAUGUGGUUGGACUUUGCCCGAACUGACGAAGAUUUGAGGUCAUUUCAGUGGUCUGAUGGCACUCAAAUAUUUAUGCAACGUCAAUGGUAUCAUAAUCAUAAUUUUCCACUACCAACAGAAGAGCAACUCGCACUACCACAAUUUUGGAUUCAUCCUGAUCCUAACAAUGUAAUAUGGGGCAGUUCCGAUCCUCCUGGAAGUAAUGGUAUGGAAGAAGCUUAUGGUUGUUUUUACCAUCUACGAGGCUGGGUUGAUUGCGGCUCUUACAUGAAACAGCAUGUAUUUUGCGAAAAAGGUCCAUUCCCAUUUGAACGUUGGUAUCUUGGUGGAUCUGAACAUGCUCAACCUGAUAAUAAAUGGUGUGUGGAAAACUGUGGUGCUAUGCGAAUUGAUUUAACUGAUGUUGGUAAAGCAGAUUUUUCGGAUAUUACCAAUGAGUAUUGGGUAGAUGAGUGGUGCGAUAAAAAGAAGCCUUUUGUCUGUGAAUCUGAGCUGCCUUCACAAUGUCCAACCUACAACCCUCCACUUGUUCAAGGCUGUGUGGAACAUUAUUUUGUUCAGCGUUGUACAGCAAGCCUUUCUGCUGAUUCUCUGAGAGCAUUUUCCUUACUUACUCUCAGGAAGAUGAGUGUUCUAAUAGAAGAAAUCUCUGCCAAUUCCACUAACCUAGAAGUUGGUGUAUUCCAUGAGCUAUGUAAUGGUACAGAGUUGUUAGACCUUGGUUUGACACCAAAGUUCAGAUUCCAUGUGAAUAAACAAACUCAUGCAGAUGCAAAGAGCACGUGUGCAGACAAUAUGGAAAUCUUGCCAUCUCUUAUAACUUCAGAGGUAGCAGAAGUAUUUCGUAAAAAGGUGGAGGAUUCAUUAAAAAUUACUGGGGUUGAAAAAUGGUGGAUUGGACUUGAUGACAUUGCAACUGAAGGAUCUUUUAUAUGGUCAAAUGGUGAGCCACAUGAUCAACCUGGUGGCCACUACACCAACUGGUCACCAACUAGAAGUGGUUCAGUCUCAGCAAAAGACUGUGUAGCUGCUGGUGCUGAUGGAAAUGCAUAUUGGACUGAAGAAGCUUGCACCGAUGCUUUCACAUUUGUUUGCAUGACAAACUACCCCGAUGGUUGCACAACAUUAAAUGGAAGGCAUACCGUAGAAUGCUUGAACAACUUGUGGAAAAGGGUUGGUUGUGUUGAAAUGGGUGAUAAAUAUCCUGAGAAACGAUCAACUGAAAUCAUAGACACAAUGAAGAACACUCCCCUAACGUCACUUGAAACUGACAUAAAACCAAUAAAAACAUCAGCGGAUACGGGUUCAAAACCAGAACAACUUGACUGUUAUGGAAUUGAAUUUCCAGACAAUUGUUUGAGCUUUUAUGGUCCUUACUCAAUUGAGUGUCUCAAUUCAAUAUGGAAUAUCCGAGGUUGUUUGAACAAAGGUACCAAGGCUCCCUCGAAACUAAAUCCAAGUGAAAGAAAUUCUCUAGAUGCUUUAAAUUUAAAGAGUUUAGAACAGCAUAUGCUUGAAUACAGGACAGAGGCAGAUUCAGGGAAUACUCAGAAACAAUUGGAAUGCUUUGGAAUUGAGUAUCAAGAAAACUGUACAACAUUCUACGGUCCUCAUUCCAUGGAGUGCCUUAUAAGUACAUGGAAGAAAGUGGGUUGCAAAGUCGAAGGGGAGAAAUAUCCACCUAAGCUUGAUGAGUUUGACCUUGAGCCACUUGUUGACAUGACCUUGGUAGAGAUGAAUGCUACAAUGAAGGUGUCAAAAAUUAUGGCAGAUCAAGGAGAAGAACAGCAUCAGUUGAAUUGCUAUGGGUUGGUGUUUCCUGAAAACUGCCUCACAUACAAUGGACCUCACAGUGUGGAUUGUCUUACAACUAUCUGGAACUUGAAAGGUUGUAGAAACGACGGAACACAUGCUCCUGUUAAAUUGCCAACCUCUGAACAAGAUGUACUGGUUGCAUACAACCUCAAUGUAUCCUGAUGGCUGCACAACACACAGUGGACCGCACACAAUGGAAUGCCUCAUUGGAGUUUGGAAGCAUGUAGAUUGUAAGG
This is a messenger RNA of Ciona intestinalis (vase tunicate), 3488 nucleotides long. NCBI's taxonomy places the organism in Eukaryota, Metazoa, Chordata, Ascidiacea, Phlebobranchia, Cionidae. The record is from RefSeq and is a predicted model, not a curated record.